AAAGUAGAGAAUUGUUAAAAACGAAUGAAAACAAGUAGAGAGCCCUUCCUUCCAUUCGUCUUCCCUUCUUCUCUGCCAUCAACCAAGAAGAAAGGCACUGGGUCAAUCCAAGCUUGACCGAUCUUAAUCCCACAGGUUCACCCUCUCAACGGCUACAGUUCUAUACGAUUCUUACUUGACUGUGCUAGGUCAAAACGGAGAGAAUUGUUUGAUAGAGAUGCCUCGCGAUUUGGCACGGUCGCCGUCUCACAGGAGAAGGCGUUCGCCGUCUCCGGUGAAUCAUAGAUACAGCAAAAGAAGCCGAAGAGACCGAAGCCGCUCUCCGUAUUCUUAUAGCAGACGCAAAAGUCGUUCUCCUACCCCGAGACGUCGUAAAAGUCGCUCUCCAACUCCAAGACGUCGUAAAAGUCGAUCUCCGAUUUCGAAGCGUUAUAAGAGGCAAAGAAGUAGGAGUUCUUCAUUGUCUCCUAUUCGCAAAUCUCCUACUUCAAGUCCUGGAUUAUUGCAGCAUAAACAUGUUACUGAAAAAGCAAUAAAGGAGGAUGAAGAAGAGAAGAAAAGGCGGCAACAUGAAGCAGAAUUGAAGCUCAUAGAAGAAGAGACCUCAAAGAGAGUGGAAGAAGCAAUUGGGCAGAAAGUUGAGGAGAGCUUGAAUUCUGAGGAAAUUAAAAUAGAAAUACAGAGUCGGCUGGAGGAGGGACGAAUGAAGCUUCUAAAUGAAGUUGCAGCUCAGCUCGAGAAAGAAAAGAAAGAAGUUAUUAUUGAGGCUAGACAGAAGGAGGAACAAGCUCGGAAAGAGAAAGAAGAACUAGAAGGGAUGCUUGAAGAGAACAGAAGAAGGGUAGAAGAAGCUCAAAGAAAGGAAGCUUUGGAGCAGCAGAGGAGGGAGGAGGAACGGUACAGAGAGCUAGAAGAGCUGCAGAGACAAAAAGAAGAGGCAAUGCGGAGGAAGAAACAAGAGGAGGAGGAACAGCGGUCUAACCAAAUGAAGCUGUUGGGUAAGAACAAAACCCGGCCAAAAUUGUCAUUUGCACUUGGAUCCAAAUAGGCAAGGAUUGGACUUAUGUCCUUAGAGCUGAUUGCAUUUGUGUACUAGAUAUUAAUCUGAGAACCACUUGAUCAAAACAGUUUAUGAUUUACAAUGAAUCAGUUCCAAUUUUUUUGUGUGCCA
Messenger RNA from Argentina anserina (silverweed cinquefoil), 1171 nucleotides. RefSeq lists its product as uncharacterized. Gene Ontology annotation, molecular function: cadherin binding. The transcript is spliced from 5 exons. The record is from RefSeq and is a predicted model, not a curated record. NCBI's taxonomy places the organism in Eukaryota, Viridiplantae, Streptophyta, Magnoliopsida, Rosales, Rosaceae. Bases 218 to 1048 code for a protein of 276 amino acids. Gene Ontology annotation, cellular component: nucleoplasm; mitochondrion.